Messenger RNA from Mus caroli (Ryukyu mouse), 4952 nucleotides. RefSeq names its product heparan sulfate-glucosamine 3-sulfotransferase 3B1 (gene Hs3st3b1). NCBI's taxonomy places the organism in Eukaryota, Metazoa, Chordata, Mammalia, Rodentia, Muridae. Gene Ontology annotation, molecular function: [heparan sulfate]-glucosamine 3-sulfotransferase activity. The record is from RefSeq and is a predicted model, not a curated record.
CCGCCCACUCCACCUCAGUGCUGGGCUCUCUUCCUGCGCAGUUCUCCGCCGCAGCCUCCGCGGGCAAGCGCCGGGGCUGCUUUCAAUCUCCUGGCUGCGAGGAGGCAGCCCCGGCGAGCUGUCGUGCGCCCCGUCCAGAGGAACUGAGUGCGGGGCACAGCGUAACUGACAGCGCGUCUGCUCACAGUUCCCGCCGCCCGGACUUAGCUUUCCAACCCCGGCUUCUCGUAGGCAUCAUGUCAAGAGCCGUCGCCGCUGCAACCGCCGCCGCCACCCGGAGAAGAGCCGCAGCUUCGGCAGCCGCGCGCGCACGAGGGCAAUAAACCGAAUCACUCCGGGCUCAAAGUGGCAGGGGACCGUCGCGGUGCUCUCUGUUCCGGCGGGACUCGUGCCAUGUGCUGAGCCAUGCCCCUGGCCGCGCCCGCGGGCCGCGUAUGGGGCAGCGCCUGAGCGGCGGCCGGUCCUGUCUCGAUGUCCCGGGCCGGUUCCUGCCGCAGCCGCCGCUGCCCCCGCCGCCGGUGAGGAGGAAGCUCGCGCUGCUCUUCGCCAUGCUUUGCAUCUGGCUGUACAUGUUCUUGUACUCGUGCGCCGGCUCCUGUACCGCAGCUCCCGGCCUGCUGCUCCUGGGCUCGGGGUCCCGCGCCACUCACGCUCAGCCAGCCCUGGUCACAGCUCCGAAUGAGACAUCCCCUAAGAUGCUCUUCCGGGCACCUCCGGCCAACUCGCUGGCUGCAGGCAAGGAUAAGACAGUAGGCGCCGGGAGCCAGGAGGAGCAGAGUCCCGAGGCGCCGGACUCCCCCAGUCCCAUCUCCAGCUUCUUCAGCGGCGCUGGGAGCAAGCAGCUGCCGCAGGCCAUCAUCAUCGGGGUGAAGAAGGGCGGCACGCGGGCGUUGCUGGAGUUCCUGCGCGUGCACCCCGACGUGCGCGCCGUGGGCGCCGAGCCCCACUUUUUCGACCGCAGCUACCACAAGGGUCUUGCCUGGUACCGGGACCUGAUGCCCAGAACCCUCGAGGGACAGAUCACCAUGGAGAAGACGCCCAGCUACUUUGUGACCCGGGAGGCACCUGCGCGCAUCUCGGCCAUGUCCAAGGACACAAAGCUCAUCGUGGUGGUGCGCGACCCGGUGACCAGGGCCAUCUCGGACUACACGCAGACGCUGUCCAAGCGGCCGGACAUCCCCAGCUUCGAGAGCCUGACGUUCCGCAACCGCAGCGCGGGCCUCAUAGACACGUCCUGGAGCGCCAUCCAGAUCGGCCUGUACGCCAAGCACCUGGAGCCCUGGCUGCGCCACUUCCCGCUCGGCCAGAUGCUCUUCGUGAGCGGGGAGCGGCUGGUCAGCGACCCGGCCGGUGAGCUGCGCCGCGUGCAGGAUUUCCUGGGCCUCAAGCGCAUCAUCACCGACAAGCACUUCUACUUCAACCAGACCAAGGGCUUCCCGUGCCUCAAGAAGGCGGAGGGCAGCGGCAAGCCGCACUGCCUGGGCAAGACUAAGGGCCGCGCGCACCCCACCAUCGCGCGCGAGGUGCUGCGGCAGCUGCGUGACUUUUACCGGCCCUUCAACCGCAAGUUCUACCAGAUGACCGGCCGCGACUUCGGCUGGGACUGAGUCUCCCCUCACAGCUUAUCUAUUGAGAGAGAGUAUAUGUAUGUAAAAUGUACAGAAAUCUAUUUUAUAAUAAUUUAUUUUUAAUUCACGAGCAAUUAAUUCACUAAGCUGCCUAGCCACAAUCUGCAGAGAGUUCGAAUCACGGUCUGUUAACAUUCCAAAGUGUUUAACUCCGAUGUUUUGUUCUGUCCCUCACAAUCGAUGGUGCUUCCACGUUCUCUUCCCCCUCUCCCCACUGUAUUUAAGAAGAAGAAGAAAAGCACAACUUGAGAAUUUUUGUUACGGGUAUUCAGCCUUCAGUCACCUUGGGUCUUCCACCUGCUAUCUCCUUGGGUCUUGGCUGCCUCAGCUGGGUGUGGUAUUUUCUUGUCUGGAUACCCUCCCGGAAGCACUGAGCUGCCUCAGUGUGCUGUAGUCGGAAGGUGGAAGUUCACUUAAGCAGUUCGUUACCCUCAGUGACGUAGCACCAAGGUGCAUUUCUCCCGCCUCCCUUACAGGGAUGUCCUUAUGAGCCUGACUCUCCUCCUCUUCUACCCUCUGUCCAUUAUUCAGCUGGAAGUGUGUGCAAACACUUGAUCCCUUUCCCAGGUCCCAUGAGUCAGAGGCUUGGGUGCUGCUUUAAAAAAAAAAAAGUGACAUCUCCUUUGCAUAAGAGGGUGCCACACUCCUUUCUUCAGUCAGACAGUCAUGCUAUGACACACCAAAGACUCUCCCAGGAUUCCAUACAUAGGCAGCGGCACAAACCUAGGAUGCUGGAUGUUGAGGCCCACAGGGGCCAGAUGUACCUCUUGACAUGCAGCAUUUAUAGAGGUGUUGCUCUGUGUAGACCAACCUAGUGUUGGGCAGGAAGCUCAUGGCCUCAGUAGAGAGAUCUGGCAAGCAGCCCAGCAGAGGAAGAGGGUGCCCAGCAUUACAGACAAAAGCCUCUGGGUUCUUAGCCCAUCCCAGAGAUUAUGACAUGGUCUGUAGGCAGUGUCCACAGCAGGCUUUGAAGGAUGGACCUAUUGGGCCUAGGCUGGGAAAGCUGGCUGCUCGCAGUACUCGAGUCUGACUCUUGUGCAGCGUCCUCUGAGGUAGUGGAGUUUUAGCAGAGAAGUCCCCAGCUUUGCUGCUAAUAUGUAGAUGGUACUCCCUGUGCCUCUGUGUUGGGAGGACACUGGAGGGUCCUUUGGCUAGUUAGUGGCAGUUGGAUAACUGUACUUAGAUGACAUCAUGAUUCAGUUAAUCUUCAGUUUCUUAAACCAGAAGGCUUCUACCCCCAAAAGGAUUGGUGUCUGAGUUAGACUUUCAUCAAGAAUGAGUAGAUGGUUGAAAUGACUGCAUUGUGAACUUUGCAGAGGAUUUUUUUUUUUUUUUGAUACUUUUUGGGCUAACUUGACGGGAUAAGCAAAGUUACAUGGAAAGAGAAGAUAUACUGUCUUUAGAAACUAGUGAGAGAGGUGUCUCUAAGGAUAUUUUGAUAACCAAGUUUGUGGUUUUCUACAAGUUAUAGCCCAGCUUGAAUUAGCUCAUUCUGGGCCACAAAAUGGUCCCUGGGCUAUAUUCAUCCUUUAGAUGUUACACCUAUUUCUUCCCUCUUUUCUUUUUGCUUCUGCAGAGCUGGGGGUAGAAUCCUGGGCCUAUUGCAUACUAGGCAAACACUGAGCCACAUUCCCCAGCCCAUUUCACAGUCGUUUGCUCAUUUUCUUCUGUCCAUACUUAGUAUGGUGCACAUUGAAGCUAACCCCACACUGCCAGCAGAAUUCCCUGGCUGGCAGCUGUGUGGAGACCCCUGCACGCAAGGUGCUCACCCGCCUGUGCUCCUACUGUGCAGAAGGCUGCUUGCCAUCAGAACAAGGGUCACUCCCCUCACAUACAGCAGAAUCUUGCUCACAGCCAGAGGCAGUUGUCAAAGGCCUUCAACCAAGGCUUGCUGGCUGCUCCCGGAGUCUGAUGUGACUCAUGAAGUAGAAAAAGCAAAAAGAGUUCAGAGAAUGGUACAUAGCCAAGUGGGGGGAGGGAGGGGAGAGAUGUGUGAGCCCUCCUGCUCUCUUCCCAAGCUGGACACCUUUAAUUUUUUUUUUAAUUAAGUUGUUUAUUUUUUUAAUUAUUAUUAUUAUUUUGCUUGAGAAUAUAACAAAAACAAGACAUACUGAGGUAGAAGGAAGUCAUUUAGUCAUGAGCACUGAAGUGAGUUAGGAGUCUGUUCUGGGUCAAAUCCUUGGAUCUGAGCAGAUGUCGAUAAUUAGUGGUGAUGGAGCAGGGUGAGAUUUUCAGUGUUAGUCAAAUAAAUCAAACAACAUGUGCACCUCUUUGGUCAGGCCCCACUGCUUGUAGUCCCUGGAUGAUCGGAUGCUGCAUCUGCCCAAGAUGCCGCUCCAUCAUCAUGUGAUAGUCGUUAAACACAGGGCCUCUUCUCGGAGGAGUUAGGGAACAUGGAGAAUUAAGCCUUAGGUCUGUCUCUUCCUGCACUGGCCAUCUGCAAGCCCACUGAGUGUCACUUCUGAGCUGCUAGGCUGCUAGGAGACAGACACCAGUUCCUGUCCUGGCAGUUUGUCCUGCUAGGAGACAGACACCAGUUCAUGUCCUGGCAGUUUGUCCUGCUACGUGUUUGGUAUUUUUUCCCCCAGUUUAUAGAAAAGCUAUGGCAUAUUCCUGGUGUACUUUAUUUCUGAAAAGUUUCAUUUCUUUCCUUGUUUGAAAACAAAAAAGUACACCCCCACCCCCCGUGUUUGUUUGUUUUUUAAAUUCCUAUCCAUGGAAAGCCUUCUCUCUGGGGAUGUUUGCAUGUAGGUCUGUGUUCGUUUACUCUAGCAUUUACAAAGGUAACUUCAGGCAGAGUGACUAUGGAAUAAAGUCUUCAUUGAGUGGUGGAGAGAUGGGGGGUGGGCUCUUUGGGAGUCCUUCCCAGUGACAGAUGCACUUCAGUCUUUGGGAGAAACCCAGGUGUAGAUCAUGCCUGACUGCUCUCCUAAGAACGGGAAAUGGAGGCUCCAACAAGUCAGUGAGAAUCAGAGGUGUUGAUGUGGGCGCCGGGGGUCAGUUCUCUUUUCAGUUUUCCAUAUAAAUGGUUAAUGAAUUUUGAAGGUGUGGUUAGUUUUUUAUUUCAUUUUUAUAACAUUAAUUUAUGACUUGAGUUUCAUUCAGCCCAGUAAUCAAAAGUGCUGUGCAAAUUCUCGCAGUAUGUCUUCUAUAACGUGGAUGUUAGAAUAGCCAAUAUGUACAAAAAAAAGAAUUAAAUCAAGUAUUUUGUCCUAUGUAUAACACAAAUUAAUUUUACACAGAGAAAGAUGUUUCUAGGAAAAUGAAAUUCUGGUAAUUCAUACUUUUUCUUUGUAUGAACAAAUAAAAUAUAUUUUACCAACA